Molecule: messenger RNA, 2715 nt
Organism: Cydia fagiglandana
Lineage: Eukaryota; Metazoa; Arthropoda; Insecta; Lepidoptera; Tortricidae
Exons: 5
Coding region: 122-1567 (481 amino acids)
Source: RefSeq, a predicted model, not a curated record
GAGUGCGCAGACGGCCCGCGCGCAGUAUACUAAGAAAAAUCGGCGCGAGAACCUGCGCAAUCAAUGUGGUGUGACGUUUGACAGUGAUUUGAAUUUGAAUAGUGACUGAAUUUAAGAAGAGAUGUGGCGGCAAAUAUAUUUGUUUUGGCUGCUUAUAGUCUAUGCAGCAGCAAUCAAAGUGCCAGUGGACAAUAAAGAAGAAACCACAACUCUGGUAGUCAACGACACGAGUCCAACUCCAGAUGCUCCCAUUUACUAUGAAUCAGAUGAACCUAAAAUAGACAGCUAUCUCAUACCGCCCAACACGCACAAUGCAGAGGACAAACAAGAUCUAAUCCCUACAUAUCUCCUUCCUCCCACACAAGAUAAGCAGGAGGACUAUUAUGUUGUGCCGACUGAUGCAACACAGUCAGACUGGUACCCCAUACAAUCAGAUCCGCAAAAUAACCCGGCCAUCUUACCGCAGUCUUUACCUCAAAUAAAUCCUAGCAUUUUACCUGAAUCACUCUCUCAGGGUCAGAGCUUUAUUUUAUCACAAGGACAACAAGACGAUAUCCCAAUAUUUAUGGUAGGAGAUAACCUUCCUCCGCGAUUUGAACAUGUUAGAGCAGGAAAAGCACACAAGCUACAAAAACAAGACAUACCUGUGCCGUCAAGACACCUGGAACCUCCAGCGGAGGAUGCCGAAAAUCAUUUCCUCUUGCCUACUCCCACAGCGGAAUUGGAAUUACCAUAUCAGGAACAAAAUCAACAGUUCGUGGCACCGUCAGAGGAGGUAUACGAACUACCUAUCAGGGGACCCAAUCAUAAAUUUAAUCCAUUAAAUAACAAGCCUAUAAAUUUCCGACUCAAGCCGGCUGAGCCGACUCUCUCGUUACAUCUCACGCCGCCAAAGCCCCUUCUGUCGAAACACAAAAAUCCCACAAAAUUGUAUCCUAAAAAAUAUCCAGGGGGAUUCCGGCCCGUGCCGAUUCCUUUAACCCAGUUUGAAGAGGAAUCUUCAGCCGAAGUCCCCAAAGCGAAUCCUGCGAAACCGUUUAAUCCCGCCGCUGAUCCUGAUUCUGAAUAUUCGAAACCGAGCGAUAAAGAUGCUUACUUGUACGAGAAACUCAAGCAAAAGCGUAAACUGAGGAAGGAAAAAGCCGCUAAGCAACACCUCCCGCCGUUAGAAGAACCGACACACGGUAAACCAGUUUCAGAGCAAGAAACUUCCGAAACACACUUCAGAUACCCUGGACGCAACGUGUACCCGACGCCGCUCCGGCAAGCUCCGCCGACGCCGCAUCCGCAGCCGCUCUCAGGCGGAGCGCCCUCUAAGCCUCCGCCGGCAGGGGACCGCACGGAAUUCCGCAUGCACGGCAUGAAGGGGCCUCAUAGCUACCAGUUCGGUUACGAUACGGGGAAGGGUAAAAACCGCCAAUUCCGUUUCGAGGAGCGCGACAACGACGGGCACGUGCGCGGACACUACGGCUACGUGGACAAACACGGCAAACUGCGGGUCAUCAACUAUGACGCCGACCCCCAACUCGGCUUCCGUGCCGAGGCUCCCGUGGAGUCGGAGCCGUGAUCACUUAUAUGAGUGCAAAAGGACUUAUUGUGUACCAAUAGGGCCCACUUGCACCAUCUCACUAUCCCGGGGUUGAGCGGUUAAACCGUUAACCUAGUGUCAAAUUGUACUGGCAACCAUGGUAACUCCAGGUUUAACCAGUUAACCCCGGGCUAGUGGAAUGGUGCAAGUGGCGCUAGGUGUCAAAGGUACACAGAUUUAGAUUCUAAUUUAUUAUUUCAGUCUCCGAAAAUUAAGGACAUUUGUGAAAUACUUUACCACAUGACACUAGAAUUGAGGAAUGUCUUUUCAAAAGGGCCUAUUUGUGUAUGGUCUUAAAUUAUUCAUAAGCCCUCUCUUAGACACUCCUCAAUUACCUACAAGCCAAAGUUACGUCGGGAGCGGUUGUUGCCAAUACAAGUCACAACCGGAAACUUAGGCUGCAGUUUCCUUUAUUUUUGGGAAUAGAAGAGACAAAAUUUGUUUGUGUGUAAGUAUGUGUAUGAACAGCAACUAGUAUAAACAGCAACUCGUAAGUGUACAUCGGUGGACCUUAUUACAGACCUUAUUACAAAAGGCAUAAGGUCCACUGAUGUACAGUUAACAGUGUGUAUUGAUUGCAAAGUGACGCGCAACCCAGGCGAGAGAGAAAUUGGCAUGAUUUAUGUUGUUUAGCUGUCAAAAAAUAUAUUUCCUUUAGCUCCUUUAGAAACCAAACCCUACUACGCUUCAGUUUCGGUCCUACUAAGCUUUGUACGUGCCUUUUCCAGAAAUAUAUUGGUUAAAACUAAAGUUAAACCAAGUCAGUAUUUCAGUUAUUGAUAUAAGGGUUAAUUUUGGUUUGGCCUGUGAGAUAGGUUUUUAUUUCACAAGAUUUGUAUGCAAGAAGCUUACAUUACACAUGGAAUAAAAUUGUACAUUAAAAAGAAAUGUCUAUUGCAUUUAGAGUUAUUAUUCAAUGUGAUUUAUAAUUUAAUUUUAGAUUAUAAAUUAUGUUUAGUUUAUUACGUAAGUAUAUAACAUACCUCUCUUUAUAGAAUAUAGGUAUCGGUGUCAUAUUUUAUAAAUAAUAUAGAUCAUAAUGAUUACUUAUGAUAGGUAUGUGUACGUAGAAUCGGUAGGCGUAUUUUAUAAUUUUAUAACAAAAUAAAAUAAAUAUAUUUAAACAA